AUGCAGCGGCUCGAGUGUCACGUGAAGAAGUAUAACUGGGGUAAACGAGGCACAGAAAGCGAAGUGGCGCGACUGUUCGCCGCCGGGCACAAGAAUUUUGUUGUAGAUGAGGAAGAGACCUAUGCUGAGCUCUGGAUGGGUACCCAUCCCGAUGGUCCCGCAAUGCUGUCAAACUCAGGAACCCGACUUUCAUCUUUCAUCGCCAAAAGCCACUCAGCAGGUUAUUUGAGUAAUAACAAUUGGAAGGAGGAUAUACACUUACCUUUCAUUAUGAAAGUCAUGUCUAUAGCUCGAUCACUCAGCCUUCAGGUCCACCCCACUAAGGAACAGGCUGUCCGGUUACAUGAACGGGAUCCAAUUCACUACCCAGAUCGGCAUCACAAACCUGAACUUGCAUAUGCACUCACACAGUUUGAAUUAUUAUGUGGAUUCAGGCCAGCAGAUGAAAUUCUGGCAAAUAUUGAAGCUUUUCCUCCAUUACGAUACGUUAUGGACAGUCACAACUGUGAGAAUUUGCGGGAUGCCCUAGACAAAGAAAAGAACCCAUAUUCACUCAAAUGCCGGCAGGCUCUAGCUGCUUUACGCGGUUGUCUUACUGAAGCCACCGUCGAAGUGAUUCAAAAGAUGUCAGUGGAUUUCCCUGGCGACGUUGGCGUAUUUUCCCCAUUGAUUCUGAAUCAUAUGAUUCUGAAACCGGGCGAGUGCUGCUACUAUGCAGCGGAAGAGUUGCAUGCCUACCUGAGUGGAGAAUGCGUGGAAUGCGUAGGUUGCUCGAACAACACAAUCCGAGCAGCCAUGACCCCCAAAUUUAUCGACAGGGAUGCACUCUGCGAGGUCCUCAACUACCGUAUGACGCCACCAGAAGACUACCUCGUACCAGCCACACCUCUUGCUGACUACCCUGGAGUUGAUGAGUAUUCACCGGAUUGCAAAGAUUUCCAGCUGCACAGGAUUCGGGUGCCAUCGAAUACUUCCCAAGCAUUCCUUCCCGUUUUGGACUGCGCCUCCAUUAUGGUGAUAGUUGAAGGUUCGGCAGAACUUGAAGAAGGCCAAUCAUCCGUGCGUCUCAAGACUUUGGAUUGUCGCGAUAUCUCACGCGGUGAUAUAAUCUACAUUCCUCCCGGUCGGAGGUUAAGAUUUACUCGAUGUACUGAACAACUUGAAGCUUUUCGCACAUUCAGUUAUGAAAUCGGACCUGAUCAUGAAAAUCGGAAAGUAGUGAAGGCACAACUAGGGUAA
Molecule: messenger RNA, 1239 nt
Organism: Haemonchus placei
Lineage: Eukaryota; Metazoa; Nematoda; Chromadorea; Rhabditida; Trichostrongylidae
Source: the annotation of a GenBank genome assembly